Molecule: messenger RNA, 509 nt
Organism: Oppia nitens
Lineage: Eukaryota; Metazoa; Arthropoda; Arachnida; Sarcoptiformes; Oppiidae
Product: ubiquitin-conjugating enzyme E2 D4-like
Exons: 1
Coding region: 72-509 (145 amino acids)
Source: RefSeq, a predicted model, not a curated record
UGCAAGUUUAGUCAGAUUAUAACUGUUUAGGAUAUAUUUAUUUACUGUACUAUUUAAUAAACAAAAAAUCAAUGGCAUUAAAAUCAUUGCAACGCGAAUACACUGAUCUAAUGGCACAUCCCGUGCCUUUCGGCACCGUUGCCCCGACCAAUGACCCGCUUGUAUGGAAAGCCUAUCUGGUCGGUCCCGAGGACAGUCCAUACGAAGGCGGCCAGUUUGAGCUAGAAAUGCAAUUCACUGGCGACUAUCCGGCCCGCGGCCCGAAAUUAAAGUUCAUAACAUCUAUAUUUCACGCCAAUAUAGCCCGCAAUGGCUUUAUUUGUAUAUCAUUGGUGUCCGAUUGGCGGCCAACCGAUAACAUGUUGACCGUUAUGAAGGCAGUCAGCAAUCUGUUGGCUCAGCCCGACCGCAAUAACGCCUACUACGGCGGCAAUCUUACUGACCAACAGUAUCGCGACGAAGCCGUCCGAUGGACACAAACUUAUGCCCAAAAAAAAUGUUUUAACUAA